AUGAGCGACCACAUCGACGAACACAUCCUCAGCAAGUUCCACAUACUCCAGAAACUGGGCAAGGGUGCAUAUGGCAUCGUCUGGAAGGUGGUGAACAAAGAGACCCAGGAGGUGGUGGCGCUGAAGAAGAUAUUCGAUGCUUUCAGGAACUCCACGGAUGCGCAGAGGACGUACAGGGAAAUUAUGUUCCUGCAUUAUCUUAGGAAGUGUAACAACAUUGUGGAACUUAAGGAUGUAUAUGCUGCAAAGAACGAUAGGGAUCUCUACCUAACUUUCGAGUAUGUGGACACAGACUUGCACGCCGUUAUACGAAUUAAUAUCUUGGAGGAAGUGCACAAGAAGUAUAUUCUGUACCAAAUCAUCAAGGCCAUUCACUUCAUCCACUCAGGCGACCUGCUACACAGGGACCUCAAGCCGUCAAAUGUCCUGCUCAAUGCAAAGUGUAAUAUAAAGCUGGCGGAUUUCGGCCUUGCGAGGAGCAUAGCGCAUGAUGAAAUCACCGAUGAGGCGCCUGUUCUUACUGACUACGUCGCCACCAGGUGGUACCGCGCCCCCGAGAUACUGGUGGGCAGUACCAAGUACACCAAAGGUGUCGACAUGUGGGCGAUCGGCUGCAUCCUUGCGGAACUACUCAUCAACAAACCGCUGUUUCCCGGGUCCUCUACCAUCAACCAACUCUCCAAGGUAGUCGCAUUUACCGGGAUGCCCACCGACGAAGACAUGGAGUCGCUCGGUUCACCAUUCACCGCGAUGAUGAUGAGCUCACUCACGAAAAUUCCGCAAAAACCAAUCAAAGAGUAUCUCCCAAACGCCCCUGAUGAUGCUAUCGACCUUGUCAAGAAGCUACUACAAUUCAACCCAAACAAGCGUAUAUCCACACUCCACGCCCUGAACCAUCCCUACAUCCGGUCAUUCCACAAAUCCAACGAUGCGUUGGCUACGCUACCCAAGGCAGUGAAAAUUCCCGUGUGUGACAACGUCAAGUAUGACGUGGCAAACUACCGCCGGCUCAUAUACAGGUACAUCGAAGAGAGGAAGUCCAGCGAGAGGACGCACAAGGACGAAGUCUCAGCACUGGUACCGGAACACAAGCAGGGGCCUCGUUCACCAGACCCCAGCAAGGAGCCAUCACACACUGUCACCAUAGGAAAAAAUGCCGAUGAAGGUAGGCAUACCAAGUAUACCGCAAACAAGGAGCGGAAUUCCUACUCAACCCAUGCCCUCGGAAACCUAAUUGCAACUCACAAGAACGCAGCAAAACUGAGACCUGUCGCGGAACAACCGGCUCUACAGACACAUGUCGCCCAACCAGCUUCAAGGUUGCCCAUUCAGUCCUGGCGAGGCUUUUUCCAGAACACGUGCGGAUCGAGCGUCCAAAGGAAUACUACUUACAGUCAACCACAGCUGGUGCUGAGGCAGAAACCGCAGCCACAACCGGCACCUGCACACUACCAAUGCAAAGUCAAGCAUCAGCAGGACUCAGGUUACAGUGGCAUGUACUUCUUUUGA
Messenger RNA from Babesia ovata, 1509 nucleotides. Its product is annotated as cell-cycle-assocaited kinase ERK7. Gene Ontology annotation, cellular component: cytoplasm; nucleus. Gene Ontology annotation, molecular function: MAP kinase activity; ATP binding. NCBI's taxonomy places the organism in Eukaryota, Apicomplexa, Aconoidasida, Piroplasmida, Babesiidae. Gene Ontology annotation, biological process: intracellular signal transduction; protein phosphorylation. The record is from RefSeq and is a predicted model, not a curated record. Bases 1 to 1509 code for a protein of 502 amino acids. The transcript has a single exon.